This is a messenger RNA of Cyprinodon tularosa, 1076 nucleotides long. It is a transcript of the gene alkbh2, whose product is annotated as alkB homolog 2, alpha-ketoglutarate dependent dioxygenase. The record is from RefSeq and is a predicted model, not a curated record. NCBI's taxonomy places the organism in Eukaryota, Metazoa, Chordata, Actinopteri, Cyprinodontiformes, Cyprinodontidae. Bases 217 to 1020 code for a protein of 267 amino acids. The transcript is spliced from 4 exons. Gene Ontology annotation, biological process: DNA repair.
CUCUCCCCGAACCCUGGAGGCGUGUGAGCGGUAGCCAGCCUCUCCAGCGCCGCUCUCUUGUUGCGGGCGAUCCUAUCCAGCUGCUCCGGGGACAGAGGACACGGAGGCUGGCUCUCUGGCUCUGCUUCCACCGCAGCGCAUUUUCGCUUCUUCCGGAGGAUUUUGGUAUAUUGAGAAAAACACAGAGCCGGGAAAAGCUGUUCAUCAGUGUCCCUAAUGGAGCAGGUCCUUCGAGGACAGAAUAAACAUCUGUGCAGCAAUGAUGUCCCGCGUAGAAGUCCUAGAAAAAGGACUAAGAUGGAGGAGCAUGAGAGCAUGAAGGAGGAGGAGGACGCUUUUGAAGGGUUCCCGCAUCCUAUUCCUUGGCAAAAACUGGAAGCGGAAGGACUGGACUGUGAUUAUGCUUUACUCUUCACAAAGGAGGAGGCAGAUAAGCUUUUCAGACAGCUUGAGGAGGAGGUGGUGUACUCAACAGGAGAGGAAUCAAAGGUCCAGAUUUUCGGACAGGUUUAUGAUAUACCAAGAAAACAAGCGACCUAUGGGAAUGCUGGCCUUACUUACACUUAUUCAGGGGUAAAGCGUCUAGCUUGCCCCUGGACUCCGACCUUGGAGUAUAUCCGAAACGCAGUCACAGAUGCAACCGGCCAGAGUUUCAACUUUGUGUUGAUCAAUAGGUACAAAGAUGGACGAGACCACAUGGGGGAGCAUCGGGACGACGAGAAGGAGCUGGACCCCUCCUGUCCCAUUGCCUCUGUCUCUUUAGGAGCAGCUAGAGACUUUAUCUUUAGACACAGAGAUGCUAGAGGGAAACAGAGCAGCCGACAAAUUGAUCCUGUGAAGCUGGAGCUUGCUCAUGGAAGUCUGCUCCUCAUGAACCCUCCGACAAAUACCUACUGGUACCACAGCCUCCCUGUUCGGAAGAAGGUCCUCUCGCCUCGCAUUAAUCUCACCUUUAGACGAAUCCUGGUGGACAUCAAAAAAACAAUAAAAAAGGAAAAUAACAGCAAGGACCCAGGUUAGAGAGCUAAUUCUGAAAAAAAAAAUUUCUGUCAAACUAAAUAAAGACUUAAAAGAAC